AUGUCAGCUGCAGCGGAAGUGGCCAAGGUUGCGAACAAGUGUAGAGAAGCCCAAGCAGACAAACAGUUAGAUUUAUCUGAUUGUAAUCUGAAAGCAAUCCCAGACGCUGUCUACAUAUUUUUUCGAGAGACAUCGCCUGAAAUAUGUAAUCUGUCUCUUAAUGUCUUGAAGAUUAUUCCAGCCAAAUUUCCUUCUAAUUUUAAUAACUUAAAGGAGUUGAAUUUGUCUUCUAAUCUUCUGACUCGUCUUCCAAAUGAACUCAGUAAGAUGGUUGCUUUAACAUCGUUAGAUAUAUCUGAGAAUAGAUUCAUUGAUUUUCCCGACGUGGUUUACAGUUUAUCAUGUCUGAAAACGUUUAACGCUAAGGCAAAUAUGAUUACAGAUAUUGACACGCAAAGAAUACAAGAAAUACCAAACCUCCAUGAUGUAUAUUUAAAUGACAAUCCAUUAAGUGAGGAGACAUGUCUUGCCAUAGAAGUGCUGAAUGGUAGAUUGACUGUACAUAUCGGGCAGAGGAAAUAA
Saccoglossus kowalevskii is the source of this 522-nucleotide messenger RNA. Its product is annotated as leucine-rich repeat-containing protein 20-like. Gene Ontology annotation, cellular component: cytoplasm. Gene Ontology annotation, molecular function: protein binding. Lineage: Eukaryota; Metazoa; Hemichordata; Enteropneusta; Harrimaniidae. The record is from RefSeq and is a predicted model, not a curated record.